AUGAUACGAAUUUGCGCUAUAGUCUCCCUUUUAACCACCGUUGCUCAUGGACUGCUUCGUUUUCCAUGCUCACAGCUCGUCACUCAACGUUUCGAUCCUCUUGUCACUCCAGGACAGGUCUCUCCACACGUCCACCAGAUAGUUGGCGGGAAUGCAUUUAACCUGACGAUGGAUCCCGACCUUGACUUGCCUAACCUCGCGACUUGUACGACCUGUCGCUUCAAGGAGGACAAGUCGAACUAUUGGACGGCGGUGAUGUACUUCAAACAUCCGAACGGAAGCUUCAUCAGGGCGAGUUUCCUAUUAUCGCACCUUGAGCAAUAUCUGAAGAGUAGUGGAUUUAGGAUGGUUGUGGGAAAUCCCAUGCUGCGGUCCGAUAAAGCGUUUCCGCCCAAUAGCUCGGAGGCGUACGCCCUUACAUUCAGGUGCUGGGAGACAGAAGACCUACUCGGCUACUCGAACCUCGGUGCCCCCGGUACUGGAGCGUACGACACCAUUAAUCUCCCCAAUAGACCAUGCCCAGCAGGUAUACGCGCCAAUAUAUUCUUCCCUUCUUGCUGGGACGGUGUGAACCUCGAUAGCCCAGAUCACAGGAGUCAUGUCGCAUUCUUGGAGGGGCCAAUCAGACCUGAAGGUGGACUGUUCUUUCGGGAGGGGACGUGCCCCUACACCCACCCCGUUCGGAUUCCGCUUCUCUUCUAUGAGGUCUAUUGGGAUACCCGGCCUUUCAAUUCGCUUUGGCCGGAGGACGACAGUCAGCCGUUCGUCUUGAGUAUGGGAGAUCCAACUGGGUACGGGCACCACGGCGACUACGUCUUUGGAUGGGAAGGUGAUUCGCUCCAGCGCGCGAUGGAUAUAUGUACCGAUGUCCGUGGACGCCCGACCGACUGCACCGAACUCACUGUUCUCUCCGAUGAUGAGAUUAACAGCUGCACGCAAGAACCUCAAGUCGAUGAGAUAGUGGAAGGACAAUAUCUUCCAGAACUCCCUGGCUGCAAUCCUAUUCAACAUGGUCCGGCACCUGCAAUCCCGAUCGAUAACUGCGAUGCGGUUUCGACUACAGGAUUCGGCUCAGCCACUCGGGCCCUUCGUACUCUGGCAACUGCACGUCCUUGA
Coprinopsis cinerea okayama7#130 is the source of this 1116-nucleotide messenger RNA. Its product is annotated as WSC domain-containing protein. Lineage: Eukaryota; Fungi; Basidiomycota; Agaricomycetes; Agaricales; Psathyrellaceae. Bases 1 to 1116 code for a protein of 371 amino acids. The transcript has 9 exons. The record is from RefSeq and is a predicted model, not a curated record.